Exaiptasia diaphana is the source of this 1320-nucleotide messenger RNA. RefSeq lists its product as uncharacterized. The transcript has 3 exons. Lineage: Eukaryota; Metazoa; Cnidaria; Anthozoa; Actiniaria; Aiptasiidae. Gene Ontology annotation, molecular function: protein binding. The record is from RefSeq and is a predicted model, not a curated record. Bases 104 to 1291 code for a protein of 395 amino acids.
GACGACAUAUACACUGGUACCUCUUGUCACCUUAAUCAGCACUAGUUUCUGCGCAAAUAACAUARCUAAGGCGUUGUUGAAUACCAAAAAUUUGUCCGCAAUCAUGAAUUGGAACUUUCCUUUAUUACUGUUAGUUGUUGUUUUCUCAAUCUCCUUACCGUCUGAAGGAUUAUCACAGAAAUGCGCUUCUAUGGUAGGAACUCCACUCCAAAGAUGUAACGUCGCUGGCUACAACUCAACCUUUCCGAUUCCAUUUAAAAUGAAAAACCAAACUAAAAAGUGGGUAAAGAUGUUCUUAGACUACGCUGUAAAGAUGUCAGAGUCAAAUAACUGUUCAUCUGAACUUCAAAGCAUGGGAGAGAUGAUUACAUGUGCUAUAUACGUGCCUAGGUGUAGGAAAGGUGAUCUAUUUCUACCAUGCAGGCGAGUUUGUGCUGAGUUCUUCAAGAAAUGCGACGGCCAUAUCGAUCCAUUUUGGUUCGAUUACUUCAUCGCGUUUUGUCCAAUGCUUCCCGAUUUCAAGGCAUCGUCAGGGAGAUGCUUUGAACCACCAAACUUUGAUAAGAAUUUCAACGACACAGGCACAGACAUUCUAAACGGAAAAUGUCACAAGAUAAUCUUUCCAUGGUGCAAGAACAUUGGAUAUGAGUACACAAUCAUGAAAGAAUCCACACAAAUGAUCUCCUAUUUUUACCUGUAUGGUAAAAACUUUACUAACACAAGCAGUGACAACAGAGUCCCUAACAAUUCACAUAUAAAUUACUGGUUGAAGUUUGAACRAAAUUAYUCAGAUUGUGCAAUGAAUAUUCGUAAGAUGCUGUGUGCGGAUCUCUUUCCACCAUGUUACCCAAACGAAGGGACAGGCCUGUAUAGUAUUUGUCAUAAGACAUGUUUGGACAUGCGCAAAAGGUGCCCCACCAUCGCGCAACAUCCAACGUAUCUGGGGAAUUUUUUCAACUCUUGUGAAGCAUUGGCCUCUGAAUACCCUUCCCAUGGGUACUGCAAGCGGACCUCAUGGCCGAAACCUUUGCUGUGGCUUAAUUAUUUCAAAGAACGUACAGUACCAAAAACAAAGCCGACYYCAACGUCCCCUUCCGUACCUGCAUACGUUAUAGUGAUAGCAGUGGUGAUUCCUUUGGUCUUAAUUUUCAUUAUCGCGGCUGUGGUCCUAGUAUGGAGGCAGCGCAAGCUUCCAUGGUUUGUGCGCAAGUUCAAACGUGGYGAAGACACGAAAGACAUAGUUGAAGAUGAAAAUCCAGAAAUUCCAGAAGAGAUUACAAAGGUUGGAUAGUUCUCGUGAAUACUCACGAUGCAGAGGUG